Molecule: messenger RNA, 1437 nt
Organism: Histoplasma capsulatum G186AR
Lineage: Eukaryota; Fungi; Ascomycota; Eurotiomycetes; Onygenales; Ajellomycetaceae
Source: the annotation of a RefSeq genome assembly
AUGUUAAUUAUUAUACUUACUUUAUUAAUAUUAAAUUUAACAAGUUUUUUUCCUAGAACUGUAAUAAAGUAUUAUACAUUAACUUUAAAAAAAUAUAUAAAAGAUUAUUUUAAAAUAAUAAAAAAAGGAGAACAAUAUGGAAUAAUUGAAUAUACUUUAAUUAUCUUAUUUAUAAUAAUGGGUAGUUUAUUAUUAAUAUCAAGUAAUGAUUUAGUUUCAGUAUAUUUAUCUAUAGAAUUACAAAGUUAUGGGUUAUAUUUACUUUGUACAAUUUAUAGAAAUUCAGAAUCAUCUACAUCUUCAGGUUUAACUUAUUUUUUAUUAGGUGGUCUAUCUUCUUGUUUUAUUUUAUUAGGUAUAGGUUUAAUAUAUGCAAACUCUGGUACGACAUAUUUAGAUCAUUUUUAUAUAAUUACUAAUAUAUCUAAUAUAAUUCAAGGAGAAGAACUAUAUAGUUCAGAUAUUGCUUCUUAUAUACCUUAUUGUUUAUUAUUGAUAACAAUAGGUUUUUUAUUUAAAAUAUCUGCAGCUCCUUUUCACUUUUGAUCUCCAGAUGUUUAUGAUGGUAUACCUACUAUAGUUACUACUUUUGUAUCUAUUAUACCAAAAAUAUCUAUUUUAGUUAUAUUAUUUUAUUUAGUACAUUUUACAAAUAAUAUUUAUAUAUUAACUGAAUAUACAUGAACUUAUAGUUUAUUAAUUAGUAGUUUAUUAUCUUUAAUAAUAGGAACAGUUAUGGGUUUAACCCAAUUUAGAAUUAAAAGAUUGUUUGCUUAUAGUACUAUUUCUCAUGUUGGUUUUUUAUUAUUAGCAUUAAGUAUUAAUAGUGUUGAAUCUAUACAAUCUUUUAUUUUUUAUUUAAUACAAUAUAGUAUUUCUAAUUUAAAUGCUUUUUUCUUAUUAAUUACUAUAGGUUAUACUUUAUAUUUUUUUGAUAAUAAUAAAAUAUUUGAUAAUUAUAAUAUUAAUAUAAAUUUAAUAGAUAAAAAUAAUUCACCCAUCCAACUAUUAAGUCAAUUAAAAGGUUAUUUUUAUGUAAACCAAACACUAGCUUUAAGUUUAACUAUUACUCUAUUUUCUUUUGCUGGUAUACCACCUCUUGUAGGAUUUUUUGCAAAACAGAUGGUUUUAUCUGCAGCUUUACAAGAUGGUUUUAUUUUUUUAUCUUUAGUAGCGGUAUUUACUAGUGUUAUUGGUGCUGUUUAUUAUUUAAAUAUAGUAAAAAUUAUGUUUUUUGAUAUUCAUUCAUAUGAAUGAAAAAAUCUUAUAUUUAAAUCAAUACCUGAGGAAGAUAUCUAUAAAUUACCUUUAUCUUCUUCUCUUUCAAUUACUAUCUCUACAUUAACUUUAAUUAUUCUUUUAUUUAUGUUGGUACCUGAUCAAUUAUUACAAUUAUGUAAUAUUUUAUCCCUUGUUUUUUUUACAUCAUUUAUUUAA